UGGCUCCCGAGCCUUGGCAGUACGUGAUUGCGAUCGCGGAGGGGCACUUGGAUCUGCAACAGGAACAUUUACAAUAUUGAUACACGAUCCGAAUAUUCGAUAUCACACCAUUCUACCUUAUCAUACGAAAGCGAGCACAGAAAAAUUGGUGGACGUGGUUGAUUGGCGCUCGAGCCAUCGCAAAGAAUUCGAAUUCCGCCCAUUGUCGCAUCGUCUAUCCAGCCAGUGUCGCAAAGCCCCCAUCGCAGUUUCAGAGCGCAUUGCUCUCUUACUACUGGCCAAUUUCUCUCGAUAUUACACUCCUUUUGCAUCACAUCGACACACUCAGCUCUUCUUUCGACUUUACAAUGGCGAUACUGGAGGCCUUCCCUAAGGCGCCGCCUGCUAGCCAGGGUGGCUUCCUGGGUCUGAGCAAGAAGCAGUGGGCUUUGACAACGUUGACCUUUCAGAACUCGGCCCUUAUCUUGAUCAUGCACUACUCUCGCGUUAUGCCUCCGAGUGGCGAUCAUCGCUACUUUACUUCGACCGCUGUCUUUCUGAACGAGAUUAUCAAGCUCGCUGUUUCGCUAUCUUUGGCCAUCUACGAUACCUCAAAGACCCUAGCCCCUACGACACCCGCGACAGUCCUUUUCGAGCAAAUCUAUAACUCUGUCUUUGCAGGUGAUGGGUGGAAACUCGCAUUGACAGCUGCCUUUUAUACCCUGCAGAAUAUGCUGCAGUAUGUCGCUGUGGGUAACUUGGAUGCGGUGCACUUUCAAGUGCUGUAUCAGCUCAAGAUUCUCAUCACUGCCCUAUUCAGUGUUGUGCUGCUGCGGCGGCACUUGGGACCCAAGCGCUGGCUUGCCCUCAUCAUCUUGACGCUAGGCGUAUGUGUUGUGUCACUUCCUCAAGCCGGCUCAUCUUCGAGCUCAUCCAGCAUUCCUCUCCGCCACAUGACGGACCAUUUCUUCCCCCGCUCGCUCCAUGAGCUUGGACACGUGCCCACCGACAACAGCCAGGCUGGAAAUCUAGCUAAGCGAUCUGCAACCUAUCAAGGCAUUGACCAUGACCUGCCGCCUCUGGAUCCUCUCAUGAAUUACUCGGUUGGCUUAGUCUCUGUUCUUGUCGCUGCUACGGUAUCCGGCUUAACUGGUGUUUACUUUGAAAAGUUACUCAAAGAGAGUCCCACCCAAGCCAGUGUUUGGAUCCGAAAUGUUCAGCUAAGCUUUUAUUCCAUCUUUGCUGCCGGCCUUGGUGGUGUAAUUUGGCAGGAUGGUGAGGGAAUCAGCGAGCACGGCUUUUUCGAGGGCUACAAUUGGGUCGUGUGGAGUGCCGUUGUGCUCCAAGCUGCCGGUGGCAUGUUGGCGAGCGUUGUAAUUCGGGACACGGAUAAUAUUGUCAAGAACUUUGCGACAAGCAUCAGCAUUGUCAUCAGCUUCUUGAUCAGCAUCAUGUUGUUCCAGUUCGAGGUGUCAGCAACAUUUGUCAUUGGCACAUUCCUUGUUCUUCUCUCUACUUGGAUCUAUAAUGGUUCAGAUAGGGCUAUCCGUCGUCCUCCACCGAUCCAGAUCCAUAGCUUCGAGAAGCCGGCUAUUGAGCCGUUCCAAACCCCUCGUAAUUUGGCAAACCGACUGACCGUCAAUCCCAUGGAAAGCCCUAUGGGGUUGACCACAAGUCGACCAAGCACACCACUGCUGCCCAGAACGCCAAGCCGAUCCAACUUUAAGAGAGACGAUUGAUCUUUCAAUAUAGAUUGAUCAAAACACCACGUUAUACACUCGAAUACAAAAAUUCGUAUUCGAGAUUUCAUUAUCAUGAAGUUGAACGAAGACAUGAAUCGCACAUCCUUGCAGUAGCAUUAUAUAUAGCCAGGAUCUCAUUGGUACAUUUCUUGGAUAGAUAGAACAGCUUGCAUAGCCGGUCUGGAGUGGUUAUCACUCAUUCAUAUUCCGGUAGGUAUGGUUGGCGAUAGGAAAAACACCCACUUCUGAGGAGGUGCGGUAUGACAGUAUACCCCUGGUUAGAGAAACCUGAAUCUUAGAUCAAGACUAGAAAGGAUGGGAACGGUGUUUCCCACAAAUCACAGCUUCCGAGUUGAAAAUUUGGUAGGGAGGCUUGGACAAGAAU
Molecule: messenger RNA, 2106 nt
Organism: Fusarium redolens
Lineage: Eukaryota; Fungi; Ascomycota; Sordariomycetes; Hypocreales; Nectriaceae
Product: nucleotide-sugar transporter-domain-containing protein
Exons: 5
Coding region: 348-1718 (456 amino acids)
Biological process (GO): pyrimidine nucleotide-sugar transmembrane transport
Cellular component (GO): Golgi membrane
Molecular function (GO): UDP-galactose transmembrane transporter activity
Source: RefSeq, a predicted model, not a curated record